Messenger RNA from Nerophis ophidion (straightnose pipefish), 2003 nucleotides. RefSeq names its product thyroid hormone receptor interactor 4 (gene trip4). NCBI's taxonomy places the organism in Eukaryota, Metazoa, Chordata, Actinopteri, Syngnathiformes, Syngnathidae. Gene Ontology annotation, biological process: regulation of DNA-templated transcription. The record is from RefSeq and is a predicted model, not a curated record. Gene Ontology annotation, cellular component: nucleus. Gene Ontology annotation, molecular function: zinc ion binding. The transcript has 13 exons. Bases 50 to 1831 code for a protein of 593 amino acids.
CCGGAAGGCAUUUUGUGCAGCACUACACUCUUCCGUGUGUACGUCUGUUAUGCCACCGGCUGAAAACAGUUUACAAAUCUUGAGUUUAAUUCUCUGCGUGGUUAAAAUGUCAGACAACUUGUUGCGGUGGUGUCUGGAGGAGUUACAGCGCACGUUUGCUUUGGAGGCGUCCGAAGACAUCGUCAAAUACAUUAUAUCCAUCGAAAAAGCAGAUGAGAUCGAGGAGUAUGUGGGCGACCUUCUCCAGGGCACAGAUGGAAGGAAAGGACAAUUCAUUCAAGAGUUCCUCUCCAGAUGGAAGAAGACUCAAAGACAGGCUGGCGAUACCUCUGGUCUUUUCCUUUUCAAAGAGUCGACUUCAGCAACAGAAUUGGACCCACAAGACACAAGCAAGGAUUUCCAGAAGAAGUCUAAACGGAAGGGUCGCAACAAACAUGAGGUGUUGGCUAUCAGUCAAACAGACCCUGAGCCAGAGGCAGUCAAAACCCCCAUUGAUCUGAUGAGGGUUCAAGAAGGCAGUUCUUCCUCAACAAAGAAGAAAACUAAGUUUACGAGCCUCUAUGGCAAAGAGGGACAGGACAAGCUGACGGUGAUACUCCCUGGCCGACACACCUGUGACUGCCUUGCUCAGAAGCACAGACUUGUCAACAACUGCAUCAGCUGCGGUCGGAUUGUAUGUGAGCAAGAGGGAUCUGGGCCCUGCCUCUUCUGUGGUAGCCUGGUCUGCACGAAAGAGGAGCAGGAGAUCUUGUUACGAGAUUCUAACAAAAGUCAGAAAUUAAGGAAGAAGCUUAUGGGAGAUUGUAGCGAAAGAGACUACCUGGCACCCCAAGAAGCCAAGAUGAAGGCUGGCUUUGAGAAGGCCGUCCAGCACAAAGAAAAACUUUUAGAAUAUGACAGAAAUAGUGUUAAGAGAACCCAGGUACUCGAUGAUGAGUCAGAUUACUUUGCGACCGAAUCCAACCAGUGGUUGUCUACCGCUGAGCGGGAUAAACUAAGAAAAAAGGAAGAGGAGUUGAGAGAACUUCGUCAUGUAUCUCGUAAAGACCGAAAGAUCACCUUGGACUUUGCUGGCCGAAAAGUGAUUGACGAGGGAAACAACCUGAACGAUUACUACGACAAAUUGGAUGAGACCCUCAAAGCAAUGGACAUUAACUCUGCGCUGAAAUCUUCUGUGCACUCCGAAAGACAAGGUGGCAGACAAAACCUCAGAGAACUGGUCAACCCAAACAUAAAGCAAGGUGCACCAGAAUGGGUCGAUGUUCAUAGCCGUGAAAACAACAAAAAGAACAUGGAGAAAGUGCAGAGUUUGGCGCAGGAUGGAAAGGAAGAACAGCGGACCCGCUUGCGCCUCCAAGACAAGGAGCUGCAAGAGAUGGCCGAUGGAGGCUGGUGUCUCAGCAUGCACCAGCCAUGGGCAUCUCUGCUUGUCAAAGGCAUUAAGCGUGUUGAGGGGCGGACUUGGUACACGUCUCACCGUGGUCGUCUUUGGAUUGCUGCUGCAGGCAAGAAGCCCACCCCUCAAGAGAUUGCUGAGGUGGAGGCCAUGUACCGUUGCAUCUACAACAAAGAGCCCAGAUUUCCCUCUGACUACCCCACUGGCUGCCUGUUGGGCUGUGUCAAUGUCACUGAUUGCCUUCCUCAGGAACAGUUCAAAGAGCAGUUCCCCAGUGCACGCGAGGAGUCUGCUUCGCCAUUUGUCUUCAUUUGCUCCAGCCCCCAGGAGCUCCUGGUGAAAUUCUCAAUGAAAGGGAAGCACAAAAUCUGGAAGCUGGAGAGUCACUACCACCAGGGUGCCAAGAAGGGGCUGGUCGCUUCCGCCGCAGAGUGAUUACUCAAGGAACCUACCGGUGGGACAAAAUUGGAUAAUUUUCCAGCGGUACCUCAGUUUUCAUUGUAAUUCGUUCCAAGAACAAAAUCAGACUGACAUUUUUUCCCAUUAGAAAGUAUGUACAGUGGGUCAAAAAAGUAUUUAGUCAGCCACCAAUUGUGCAAGUUCUCCC